AUGGAGUCCUCCUUGCAUGGCUUGAGGGUUGCUCCAAGUGCUCCUAUGAUCUCUCAUUUAUUUUUUGCUGAUGAUAGUGUGAUUUUUUGUCGGGCUUCGGAGGAGGAGGUUCAGGUGGUUUCUUCCAUUCUUAAUUUUUAUGAGGACGCUUCAGGUCAGAAAAUUAAUCUUGACAAAUCACAACUUAAUUUUAGCCGAAAUGUGCUUUCCACUAGAAUUGAUCAGCUGUCAAGGCUCAUGGGUGUUAAGGCUGUGGCGAGUUAUGAUAAAUAUUUGGGUCUUCCCACGAUCAUUGGGAAGUCUAAAACCCAAGUGUUUGCUUUUGUCAAGGAGAGGGUUUGGAAGAAGUUGAAGGGGUGGAAGGAGAAAGCUCUCUCUAGAGCUGGAAGGGAAGUCCUUGUGAAAGUAGUGGCCCAGGCGAUACCGGCUUAUGUCAUGAGUUGCUUUGCAAUGCCUUUGUCUCUUUGCUUAGAGAUUGAGGGGAUGAUAAAUAGAUUUUAUUGGGGGUGGGGGACGUGA
Lotus japonicus is the source of this 519-nucleotide messenger RNA. RefSeq lists its product as uncharacterized. The coding region runs from base 1 to 519 and encodes 172 amino acids. The transcript has a single exon. The record is from RefSeq and is a predicted model, not a curated record. NCBI's taxonomy places the organism in Eukaryota, Viridiplantae, Streptophyta, Magnoliopsida, Fabales, Fabaceae.